Molecule: messenger RNA, 2891 nt
Organism: Arachis duranensis
Lineage: Eukaryota; Viridiplantae; Streptophyta; Magnoliopsida; Fabales; Fabaceae
Product: kinesin-like protein KIN-13A
Biological process (GO): microtubule-based movement
Molecular function (GO): ATP binding; microtubule motor activity; microtubule binding
Source: RefSeq, a predicted model, not a curated record
UGUCGUUCAGAAGGUAUAUCUCCAUCAUUCAUAUCAUCAACCCUUUUAUCCUUCUCUCUCUCUCUCUUCGCCGAACCCAUUCGCUUCUUCACUCUCAGACCUAAAUUCGAAGGGCCACUUUUCUCACUUUCCGUUCCUCUUGUGAUUUUCGAUCACUUUCAGAUCUCAAUUGCAAUCCAGGCCUUGCCGAUCAUCAUUUCGCACUGCAGAUCUCGAUUUUCCUCUGCGCGAUCCCUCUCCAUUUCACUUUAAUUCCGAAUUUUGCUGAUCUUGGGUUCCCUCCCUCCACUCCUCAUUUUCAUGUUCUUCUUCGGAUCGCAAUUCUCCCCUCAUACGUGUGUAAACAGAUCUUGAAAAUUGGCGCCCCAAAGACGGUCGCAGCGCCACAUGGGUGGCCAGAUGCAGCAGAACAAUGCUGCAGCCACCGCUCUGUACGACCACGCCGCCGGUGGUUCCCUGCACAAUGCGGCAGGACCUGCCACCGAUGCAGGCGAUGCCGUUAUGGCAAGGUGGCUGCAGUCCGCCGGCCUGCAGCAUCUGGCCUCGCCCUUGGCCUCCACAACCGCUAUCGACCAACGCCUCCUCCCCAACCUCCUCAUGCAGGGUUAUGGGGCACAAUCCGCAGAAGAGAAGCAGAGGCUUUUCAAGUUGAUGAGAAACCUCAAUUUUAAUGGGGAGUCUGGUUCAGAGCCAUAUACACCCACUGCACAAAGCUUUGGUGGAGUGGCCGCAUCGGAAGGGUUUUAUUCUCCCGAGUUCCGGGGGGAUUUUGGAGCUGGGCUUUUGGAUCUUCAUGCUAUGGAUGAUACAGAGCUUCUGUCCGAGCAUGUUAUUUCAGAACCCUUUGAGCCAUCUCCCUUCAUGGCUGGAGGUACCGGAGUAUUUGGAGAUGACUUAAAUCCAAUUACCAGCAAUCAGGAACGUGGAGAGGCAGAUGCUGAUGCAUCAAGUUUUCUACCUGUAAAUGAAAAGGAGAAUAGUACAAGAGAAAAUAAUGUUGCUAAGAUCAAAGUUGUGGUACGCAAAAGACCUUUGAAUAAGAAGGAGCUUGCUAAGAAGGAGGAUGAUAUUGUAACUGUAUAUGACAAUGCAUAUUUGACAGUCCAUGAACCCAAGUUGAAGGUUGAUUUGACAGCUUAUGUGGAGAAGCAUGAGUUUUGUUUUGAUGCUGUUCUUGAUGAGAAUGUUAGCAAUGAUGAAGUAUAUCGAGUUACAGUUGAGCCAAUUAUUCCUACAAUUUUUCGGAGGACCAAAGCUACCUGCUUUGCAUAUGGUCAGACAGGUAGUGGCAAAACAUACACAAUGCAACCUUUACCACUCCGAGCUGCCGAAGACCUUGUUAGACAGUUGCAUCAACCAGUUUACCGAAAUCAGAAAUUUAAAUUGUGGCUUAGCUACUUUGAAAUAUAUGGUGGAAAGCUUUUUGAUCUUCUGAGUGACAGAAAGAAACUCUGCAUGAGAGAAGAUGGACGCCAGCAAGUUUGUAUUGUAGGACUGCAAGAAUUUGAAGUUUCUGAUGUACAGAUUGUCAAAGAAUUCAUUGAAAGGGGGAAUGCCGCAAGAAGUACCGGAUCAACAGGUGCUAAUGAGGAGUCAUCCAGAUCACAUGCUAUCUUACAACUUGUUGUAAAGAGGCAUAAUGAGGUAAAAGAAGAUUGAAGGAGCAGAAAUCAAUAAGAGCCUUUUAGCUUUGAAGGAAUGCAUUCGUGCUUUGGACAAUGACCAGAUCCAUAUUCCUUUUCGUGGAAGCAAACUGACAGAAGUGCUCCGCGACUCAUUUGUUGGCAAUUCAAAGACUGUUAUGAUCUCCUGUAUAUCACCAAAUGCUGGGUCAUGUGAACACACACUUAAUACAUUAAGAUAUGCAGAUCGUGUGAAAAGUCUAUCUAAAAGUGGAAAUCCCAGGAAAGACCAAGCCCCAAGUCCAGUUCCACAAACAACUAAGGAGGUCUCAUCCACGUCAUCCUUUCCAGCUAGUGUUGCUGCAGAGGAAGUUAAUGAUCAACGUCAAGAGGUGAAGACAGUUGAUACGGGCAGGAGAGUGGUUGAAAAGGAAAAUUCAUUUUACAGCUCUGCUGCCGCUGAUGUUGACAGGCAACCACCAAGUUUUUCUUCAAGUAACUUGUUCAAUGGGCGAGAGGACAAAAGCUUGGCUUCUGUCUCAACUGACAGGGAGAGGGUUGAAAUGAAGAGUUCUUCUUACAGUGAUUCUACCAGUCAAAAGAUGAACUCUAAUUCCCAAAAUGACGUGAAUCAGAAAGUGCAAAAGGUGUCACCCCCACGCAGGAAAGGGACAAAGGAUGAGAAAUCUGAAAGGGCUGUAAACUGGAUGAAAAGGGAUGCCAAUGGUUCUGAUCAGUCGACCACAAGCUCCAAGCAGCAGAAUUCCGGGAAUUAUAAUACAGUUACAACUGCACCCAGGCAGUCUGAAACAGAAGCCUCUCCUGAUGGAAAUAUCAAUGCAAUACUUGAGGAAGAAGAAGCACUGCUUGCUGCUCAUAGGAAAGAAAUCGAGGAUACAAUGGAGAUAGUACGCGAAGAGAUGAAAUUAUUGGCAGAAGUGGAUCAGCCAGGAAGCCUUAUUGACAACUAUGUAACCCAGCUGAGUUUUGUUCUCUCUCGCAAAGCAGCUAGUCUCGUCAGUCUUCAAGCCCGGCUCGCAAGAUUCCAACAUCGACUAAAAGAACAGGAGAUACUAAGUAGAAAAAGAGUACCUCGUUGAGAGACCUGGUUUUAUUCAAUGAUGAUCAUGUGUAUGUUCUUGAUGUAAUUUGUUAGCAAAUAUAUAGUUUAAAGGUUUUUGUUCAUUUGAUAUCAGCGGAUCUUUCGUUGGAUAUUCAAAUUUAAUUCACUUAAAUGUAUAUUUGUCUCCUUGUGUGAUGUUACUUCGA